Messenger RNA from Annulohypoxylon maeteangense, 3182 nucleotides. RefSeq names its product ATP-dependent metallopeptidase Hfl. Gene Ontology annotation, molecular function: ATP hydrolysis activity; metalloendopeptidase activity; zinc ion binding. The transcript is spliced from 2 exons. Gene Ontology annotation, cellular component: membrane; m-AAA complex. Bases 294 to 3053 code for a protein of 919 amino acids. Gene Ontology annotation, biological process: protein-containing complex assembly; mitochondrial protein processing. Lineage: Eukaryota; Fungi; Ascomycota; Sordariomycetes; Xylariales; Hypoxylaceae. The record is from RefSeq and is a predicted model, not a curated record.
GGAUCUAAUUCAAAUCAGUCAGCGCAAAGCCGAAUUCAAUUUCUAACCUCAUACUACGGCAUCGUCAUUGUACCAGAAAUUCCCGACGCAGCCUGCUGUCGGGUUUCAGCCAACGCUCUCUCAGCCCGCUAUACUAGCGGUUGCCGUCUUAUAUCGUCGUAAGAUAUAAGAUAGCACGGCAUCUGGGCUCUUAGCAUUUUCCUAAUCUUCCGCACUCGAUAAUUAUCUCGCCUUCUUUCCGAUCCUUACGCCUACGGUUGGUAACAAGCCUCCACGGUUUCCUACCGCCCACCAUGUCAACCAUAUUACGACGGUCGGCUGGCCUCGCGCGGAUCACUAGCAUUUCAUUUAGUGCUUCUGCCCGCGCGAGUGUACGCACAACCCGUCUUUUACGCACAUCGCAGUCUGCUUGGCUACCCCAACAACCUCGUUACUAUGCCGACAAGAAGUCCGAAGAUUCCGAUGGCAAGAAAAAUGCUAGUCAGAAUGGAGCGUCAUCAUCGAAGAACCAUUCAUCAAAGCCUGGAAUGAAAACUACGGGCUCGCCGGGUCCAACGGAGGGCGAGGCACCAGCAAAAUCCGGCGCAGGAAAGGGAGAUAGGUUACCACUACCUGAGGGCUGGGUGCAUCUCACUGAUGAGGAAAUCAACACCCUUACUGAAACCUUUAUAAAAUUUCCCGGGCCAUUUAACAUGGACAAGCCCGUUUUGAAGACUAUAAGAAUAACGGGGGUACCAAUCCAGCUGCAAGAAUUGAUCCAGAAGUAUAGGAACAAAACCAUUACGAUUGUAGACUUUGGCAAGGCAAUGAAGAGUAUAAAUACUUUGGCUUCGCGAAUUAGGGAAUUGCAUUUAGACGAUAUACAUGAGCAACUAAGCGCGAAGGAGCCAAGAGAGGAAAAGACAUCGCAAGGGACGAAACGGUCACAGCAACAGCAACAGCAACAGCAACAGAAACAAGGAGACAAGCAAGGCUCUGAAAAGGGCGAAGGCAAAUUUGGUGGGUUCAAAUCAAAUAACCCGAACCAGAACAAACCACCUCCGCCUCAACCCGACAACAAUAAUGCUUGGAAAAACGACUGGCUUACAACAAUUAUGGGUUCGGCUGUCGCUUAUUGGCUCUACAAUUCCUUAUUCGACGGUGAUGGCCGAGAAAUGUCAUGGCAGGAGAUCAGGAAGAACUUCAUAGAGAAGGGUCUCGUUGAAAAACUGGUCAUUCAGGGUCACAGAGUCCGCGUCGAGCUUAAUCGAGAUGCGGCUCGAUCUAUGUAUCCUGAAUCGGCUGCGACUCGCCCUGGCUUCCAUUACUACUUCACGAUUGCCUCCGCCGACGCUUUCGAAAAGCGUCUAGAAGACGUUCAGAAUGAACUUGGAAUCCCCACAAGCGAGAGAAUACCCGUGAGCUACGCUGGCGAGAACCCGCUCUUCAACAUUGUACUAGCGUUCGGUCCCACUCUAGCGCUUGUCGGCCUGCUCAUCUGGGCUUCACGACGCGGUACAGGUGGUGCUGGCGGAUCGGGCGGUGUUUUUGGGUUUGGCAAGAGCAAAGCAAAGCGCUUUAGUCACGAGACAGCGAUUAAAGUCAAGUUCUCAGAUGUCGCCGGUAUGGACGAGGCUAAGCAAGAGAUUAUGGAAUUCGUCAGCUUCCUUAAAAGGCCAGAAAGGUUCGAGAAGCUUGGCGCAAAGAUCCCGCGCGGCGCAAUUCUUGCCGGACCCCCUGGAACAGGUAAGACGUUACUUGCGAAAGCCACUGCCGGCGAAUCAGGUGUGCCGUUCUAUACCGUGAGCGGUUCGGAGUUUGUCGAGAUGUUUGUUGGUGUCGGUGCGUCUAGGGUCAGGGAUCUUUUCGCCACGGCGCGCAAGAAUGCCCCAUGCAUCGUUUUCAUCGAUGAGAUUGAUGCCAUCGGUAGAUCUCGUGCUGAGGGCCAACGGUUCGGAGGUAACGAUGAACGAGAAGCCACGCUCAACCAAAUUCUUACGGAGAUGGAUGGUUUCAAUACUACCGAUCAGGUUGUCGUUCUCGCUGGUACUAACCGAGUAGAUGUCCUGGACAAGGCCCUGAUGCGACCCGGUCGUUUUGAUCGACACAUCAACAUCGACGCCCCAACGAUGAAAGGACGACAGGAUAUAUUUAAAGUUUACCUUAAGAAGAUCGUGACUAAUGAGGACAUCGAAUAUCUGAGUGGCCGGCUCGCAUCUCUAACACCAGGUUUCGCUGGUGCGAAUAUAGCGAACGUUGUAAAUGAGGCUGCCCUCAUCGCCGCAAGGGGUAAUGCUACGUCGAUCACAUUGUUGCACUUUGAACAAGCUAUUGAGCGUGUCAUCGGCGGUCUUGAGCGCAAGUCGCUUGUUUUACAUCCGAAAGAGAAGAGGACUGUAGCCUACCACGAGGCGGGGCAUGCUAUCUGUGGUUGGUUUUUCAGAUAUGCCGAUCCUCUAUUGAAGGUUUCGAUCAUACCUAGAGGUAAAGGUCUAGGAUAUGCGCAGUACCUACCGGGAGACGCUUAUCUAAUGACCUACGAGCAAUUGAUGGACCGAAUGGCCAUGACGUUAGGCGGUCGUAUCUCAGAAGAAAUUCACUUCCCCACGGUGACUACGGGGGGUAGUGACGAUUUUGACAAGGUGACUCAAAUGGCUACGGCCAUGGUAACGAAAUGGGGCAUGUCAGAAAAGGUUGGGCCACUACAUUUCCGGAACGACGAGAGUAGGGUGUAUAAACCUUUCUCGGAGGAAACGGGUCGAAUGAUCGACGCGGAGGUGAGACGGAUUGUUGAGCAGGCGUACAAGAAGUGCAAAGAUCUCCUGCUAGAGAAGAAGAAGGAAGUAGGAAUAAUCGCAGAGGAGCUGUUGAGGAAGGAGGUAUUGGUUCGAGACGAUAUGGUUCGGUUAUUAGGGCGUCGACCAUUCGAUGAUAGAGAUGACUUUUCUAAGUAUUUCGGUGCCGAUGCCAAGCCACCACCGGCACCAACCCCACCGCCAGAGCUCCCCGGCACGCCAGAGCCUCCUUCUAGUCCUGCGUUAUUCAAGGAAGAUAACGGCGAGAUAAGGAGGUAACAAUCUUUUGUAUAUACGACCUCAUAUCACGCACGGACGGGGAGUUGUCGAGGGUUAAGGGCUGCUGUCAUGAUUUAUGAUGACUCGAAGCUCUCAACUCAUUCUAUGUAUGUUCUAUUACUAACGAGA